Molecule: messenger RNA, 2339 nt
Organism: Odontomachus brunneus
Lineage: Eukaryota; Metazoa; Arthropoda; Insecta; Hymenoptera; Formicidae
Product: odorant receptor 22c-like
Exons: 3
Coding region: 372-1568 (398 amino acids)
Biological process (GO): detection of chemical stimulus involved in sensory perception of smell; sensory perception of smell
Cellular component (GO): plasma membrane
Molecular function (GO): olfactory receptor activity; odorant binding
Source: RefSeq, a predicted model, not a curated record
CGAUGCCGAGUAGCGUAACUCUAUUAUUUAUACAAAUACAGAUACAAGCACGGACUAUAUUCUUAAAAAAUGUUGCGAGGGUCGUAAGUAUGAAUAAUAAAUUGGUGGAAAUCCAGCUAUUUGGCUGCCGCGAGGGGUUACUUUAAGUGUCGCAGAGACUUCUUGGAGAUACAUGCGACAGAUCGAAUAUCGAACGAUGUACUCAUCGUAGAAGAACGAAGGCGAAGGAUUGUUAUUAUUUUCGAGGGGGAAUAAAUCGAAGAGAAGCUCGAGGAAAAUUCAUCGUUCUAUUUGAGGGAAAAAAAUAAAGUAAUACGUAACGUAAUACAUAACGUAAUUCGUACUUACGAGAGAUUCUCAACUGCUCAAAAAUGAAGUCGUCCAUGAAGUGGAACGCUGAUACCGUGCAGGUUUUAACAUUCCAUAAGAAUGUGCUCGGUAUACUUGGACUCUGGGUAUUAGACGAGAAAAACUUGUUCUCGAGGAUUCGAUGGUUCAUGUCAACGGUGAUAGAAAUGAGCGCGACGAUCAGCUUGUCGCUCGAAGUUAUCCGACAUUGCAAGAGUCACGAGGAUACCCUGAACGCCUUCCUGUCAGCGUCUACGUCGGUGAUCAGUAUAUCGAAGCUGCUCUUGCAUCGCCUGAAUUGGAGGCAUAAGCUCAUCCUGGUGGAACACAUCAUUCACGAUUGGACCUUUGUGAAGGACGAUUCUUCGCGCGACAUCAUGCUGAAAUAUGCGCGCAGGGGUCGGUUCGGCGCCAUGUUAUUCCUUUCCCUCGGCUUCACCUCUUGCGUGUUUCUCUUUUCCUCGCUUCUGUUCGGCGACAUGAAGAUGCCAUGGGAUGACUACGAAGAACAGAUUUACAACAACACGCAUGAGAGAAGGCUGCUUCUGGCUGCGUACUGCGUUUUCGGCACAUACACGUCCUUCACCUACGGCCUCAUCGAGAUCCUGCAGUCGCUGCAGAUCCUUGUCAACUGCAUUUCGCAGUGCGGGAACGACGGGUUCUUCUUCGAUCUCACGAUGCACGUGUGCGGACAAUUCGAGAUUCUCAGGACGGAUUUCGCCGCGAUGGACUGCGAGAAAUUGCUUUACCGUGUCCAACUUGUCAACCUGUUAAAGAGGCAUUAUCGCCUCAUUUAUAUGGCACAUCAUCUGAAAAAGGCAUUCGAUGCGGUGAUCUUGGCGCAACUUUUCAUGAGCGUCAUGCUCCUGUGCGUCGAAGGAUUUCAAUUGCUCCUUACGCUCGCAACGAACGAGACAUUCGCUGCUAUGAGACAUAUGCUUUUCAUCGUCGUACUGCUCGUGCAACUCUUCAUUUACUGCUUCGCCGGACAAACGUUGGAAUCUGAAUCGGAGGAACUCGCCUACGCGAUCUAUAGGUCGCCGUGGUAUUGUUUCGACGUAGACACAAUGAAGAAUUUACCAUUAAUGAUCCUUCGAGCGACUAGUCCUCAUCAGUUGACCGCGGGAAAAUUCCUAGUGAUAAAUUUCGUAAGUUUCAAGGAGAUUCUUAAGGCUUCCGCUUCGUACUUAUCCGUACUGAGGGUAAUGUUAGACACUUAAAUAGUAUCUUUUUUUUAAGAAAGAGAAAAACUAAAAUAUAUAUUUUAGUUCUUCUCUUGUAUACUUAUUCGUGCCAUUCUAUUAUCGACAUGAGCUAUAACAUGACUCAAUAAUAGUUCGACAAAAAUUCUCGCAAUAGUAAUUUUGGUCAAAUCGAAAAUUUCGCAAAAGAAGGUGCGAUGUAAAUUUAGUACUAAGAAUUACGUAAAAACAAUAUAAUUUCUUGAUAGAAGAGAAUAUUGCAACAUAAAGAAAUUGAGAUAUUUUUACUCAUUUUUAUUAAUUUCUAUUAUUUUUUCUUAUUUGUUGUUAUUUUAAUGUUUUAUGGUGAGGUAAAUACGUUUGCGUUGAUGGAUAUCAACGAGUAAACGUAACGAUUGCUAGUGCAAACACAAAUCAAGUAUUAGUCUGAUGGAAACAGAUGUGAGUGUUUCGUAAGUGAAUAGAAACUUAGGUGAAUCCACCACACGCGUUAUACUAUUAUCAUAAUCAUUGGCGAGCUUCGACAAACUCACAAAACAACAUCAAAUAUUGAAAAUCGUUAAACGUUAUACAAUAUUCAGGAUUCAUGGGGGGUAAGUUAAUCUUUUUUUAAUUAAGUUAAAUUUAAAGCUAAUGGCUCAAAUUAACUUAGGGGCCUAUUCUAACGUUCAAUGAUAUCGUUAUCUAUUGCUGCGCAGUUAUUUCAUGAUAUAAAAAAUCUGCGCAAUGAUACAUAACGAUGUCGUUAAAAGUUAUAAAAUAUACCUUUUAGUCACGCUAAAAACUAAU